CGCAAAGCACGGUGAAGUGUGUGUUUAUUUUUAAUAAUGUACAUGACACAGUAUUUGUAGUUUAUUAUCGCACUUAACAGAUUCGAGAUUCUUCUCGGUGCUCUUGUUGCCAUCAUAGAAGCUCAUCUGAGCCGCGUUUUGUCUUGUAUUCCCCCAAAACAAUGUACAAGUAAACGUUUAUUUUUUUCCUCUUUUCAAUUGAUUGGAGUUUUAUAUAUAUAUAUAUGCGGGUUUUAAUUAUGUCGAUUAGCGUGUGUGUAACGUGACUUUCGUCCAAGUGAAUUGCCCUUGCAUUUGCCACACUGUAGAUUUACUUCCGCAGGUUUUUUUUUUUUUUUUUAAACUCAACCACCAUAUUCGCUUCAUACGCGUCUCAGCAAUUCUUCUUGAAUUCGUGCGGAACGUGGAGAAUCAUCGACGCUGUACACCCACUGCUACUUUGCGGGACUACAACAUCGUUCGUUGAGUCUUCUUCUUCGGUUGAAUUCGUCUUGGUGCACGUUGGAGCUUCUCGGCCUAGUUUAGCUUUGUUUAGCUUGCUAACCGCUAAAAAAAUAAAAAAUAAUAAUAAUAAAAUAAAAUAAAAUAAAAAACAAAGAGAGGCGUUCGUGAGCGACACAUCGCUCAAUUUGGAUCAAGUGUGAGGGUAAAGUGGUGUGAAUGUCGUGUGAAGACGUGUGCAAGAAGGACAGCAGAGUACGAGGAGGAAUUUUGUGGCUCAAAAGAGGAGAAGGAGCCACCACGUCAACCAGUGGACGCUGUUUGCAAGAUGGAGCCUCGAGGAAUCAGUGAAGAUCUUCCCCCUGAGCGGCAGGAGCCAGAAUCCUCUUACAUUAAAGAGAAAGAGAAGCUGGGGCGCACUCACUUCAAAGAGGAGGAGGAAGACUUCCUGCGCAUUAAAGAGGAAGAGCAGGAGGAAAUCAUCCAGUUUCCAUCGACUGUUGUCCCUUUGAAGAGUGAAGAUGAAAGUGACGAGAAGAGGGGUCUUGAGCCGCCAAGCAGCAGCUCAAGUCAACACAUGGCAACAAAAGGUGAUGAAGACCACUGUGGAGGAUCACCAGCAGACAGCCUCAUAGCGCCACUAUCAGAUAGUGACGACACGUCACAAUCCCCUCACACGGAUGAUGAUGAUGAUGAUGAUGAUGAUGAAGAACAGUCUGAAGGCCAUAAGACAUGUCACACUGACAAAAAAAGCUGGGCCUGUUCUCAAUGCAGGAAAACAUUUGGCUACAAGUCUCUUCUGGAAAGGCAUAUGAUGAGCCACACUGGAGAGAAACCUUUUUCCUGCUCAGUUUGUGGUCAAAGAUUCUCUCGGAAGGGAACCUUGAAAAUACACACAAGAAAACACACUGGUGAGAAACCUUUUUCCUGCUCAGUUUGUGGUCAACGAUUCACUCAGAAGGGCACCUUAAAAAUACACAUAAGAAAACACUCUCGUGAGAAACCUUUUGCCUGUGCAGUUUGUGGUCAAAGAUACUCUGAAAAGAGAAACUUACUAAGGCACACAAGAACACACACUGGUGAGAAACCUUUUACCUGCUCAGUUUGUGGGCAAACAUUCUCUGAGAAUGAAGGAUUAAAAAUACACACAAGAACACACACUGGUGAGAAACCUUUUGCCUGCUCAUUUUGCGAUCAACGAUUCGCUCAUAGAAGUACUUUGACAGCACACACAAGAACACACACUGGAGAGAAACCUUUUUCCUGCUCCGUUUGUGGUCAAAGAUUCUCUCAGAAGGGAUACUUAAAAAUACACACAAGAACACACACCGGUGUGAAACCUUUUUCCUGCGCAGUUUGUGGUCAAAAAUUUUCUCAGAAGGGAUACUUAAAAAUACACACAAGAACACACACUGGAGAGAAACCUUUUUCCUGCUCAGUUUGUGGUCAAAGAUUUUCACAGAAGGGAACCUUAAAAAGUCACAGAAGAACGCACAGUGGGGAGAAACCUUUUGCCUGUUCAGUUUGUGGCCAAAGAUUCUCUCAGAAGGAUAAGGUUAAGAGACACAAGUGUGCUGGUGAGAAUAGUAGUGAUCAAUAAAGGCUUCAUCAAUUCAUUCACUAAGGCGAGAUAUGACAGCUCUAGCCCAAGACUUGUGCGAUGUCUGCUAACACGUGUUCAUGUUUUGUUGGUCCUUUUUUUCUGAUGCUGCUCAUGCCUUUUCAAGUGCCCCUCAAGAAUUUAGAUUGCAAAAUCGCAUACAGUAUUGGCAUGUGGCGUAUAACUUCAGAUAUAACCGUUGAUUUGCACUUCCUACAGUGAGCGGAAUCAAGUAAGAAAAUCACAGAAAAUUUAGUUUGGGGUCGUGAACAGUAUGUAAAAAAAAAUGACAUUGAUCGUAUUCUGAUUUCGUUACUGUACAGAGGUGUACCAAGUUCCCACAUGGAACAUUGUCUUGUCUUGAACUUGUCUGUUUUGCUGUUCUUUCUGUGUCACUGUCACACGUUCGAAAUAAAGAAUUCAAUCAACGUGGCCACUGAGUAGAAUGUCUUCAGCAGGUUGCAACAGCGAUGCAGAGACAGAGAGUCACAGAAAAGCAAAGAAGUGGACAUCCUUGGACAUUUUCAUGGAUCAAAGACCUCUUUUGAAUUGUUCCAUUCAGCUCCUUGUUGGAGAACAGCAAAUUGUACAGAACGUAUUGAAACAAUAAACAGUUGGGCAUGCUUUCAUACGUUAACGUCAAAUUGAAUUCACCUGUUAGUACAUUUUAGGUUCAUCCUGAAAUUUCACCCGAGAGCUCAAUACCGUAUCUGUAAUCUUUUGUGUAUUGUGUGAUAUGAAUAAAUGUUCACAUUUGUUAUCUUGAAUUAGA
Phyllopteryx taeniolatus (common seadragon) is the source of this 2813-nucleotide messenger RNA. RefSeq names its product oocyte zinc finger protein XlCOF6.1-like. Lineage: Eukaryota; Metazoa; Chordata; Actinopteri; Syngnathiformes; Syngnathidae. Bases 770 to 2041 code for a protein of 423 amino acids. The transcript is spliced from 2 exons. Gene Ontology annotation, molecular function: RNA polymerase II cis-regulatory region sequence-specific DNA binding; DNA-binding transcription factor activity, RNA polymerase II-specific. Gene Ontology annotation, biological process: regulation of transcription by RNA polymerase II. The record is from RefSeq and is a predicted model, not a curated record.